Synchiropus splendidus (mandarinfish) is the source of this 3050-nucleotide messenger RNA. Its product is annotated as potassium voltage-gated channel subfamily A member 3. The record is from RefSeq and is a predicted model, not a curated record. The transcript has 2 exons. The coding region runs from base 80 to 1606 and encodes 508 amino acids. Gene Ontology annotation, molecular function: protein binding; delayed rectifier potassium channel activity. NCBI's taxonomy places the organism in Eukaryota, Metazoa, Chordata, Actinopteri, Syngnathiformes, Callionymidae. Gene Ontology annotation, biological process: potassium ion transmembrane transport; protein homooligomerization. Gene Ontology annotation, cellular component: membrane; voltage-gated potassium channel complex.
AGCGCGAAGACAGACGGAGGAGACGAGGCUGUGGCGGCUGCUUCGCGGCGGCCGCCCCAGUGUGCGUCUUCACCCGCGCAUGGACGACCACCUCAGCCUCCUGCAGUCAACCCCGCCCAGCGCCACCCGAACCCUGGUGAACCCGGGCUACACCGAGGCCGACGCCAUGACGGUGGCGGCGUGUGACAACACGCUGGAGGAGUCGGCGGCGCUGCCGGGCCACCACUCCCUGGACCGCUACGAGCCGGACCACGAGUGCUGCGAGCGCGUGGUCAUCAACAUCUCCGGGCUGCGCUUCGAGACCCAGCUCAAGACGCUCUCGCAGUUCCCGGACACGCUGCUGGGGGACCCCAAGAAGCGCAUGAGGUACUUUGACCCGCUCCGCAAUGAGUACUUCUUCGACCGGAACCGACCCAGCUUCGACGCCAUCCUGUAUUACUACCAGUCCGGCGGGCGCAUCAGGAGACCCGUCAACGUGCCCAUCGACAUCUUCUCCGAGGAGAUCCGCUUCUACGAGCUGGGCGAGGAGGCGAUGGAGAAGUUCCGGGAGGACGAGGGCUUCAUCAAGGAGGAGGAGCGCCCGCUGCCGGAGAACGAGUUCCAGAGGCAGGUGUGGCUGCUGUUCGAGUACCCGGAGAGCUCUGGCCCGGCGCGGGGCAUCGCCAUCGUGUCCGUGCUGGUCAUCCUCAUCUCCAUUGUCAUCUUCUGCCUGGAGACGCUGCCAGAGUUCAGGGACGAGAACCGGGACCCGGUGGUGGUCGCCCCGGUGGUGAACGGCACCUUCCCCUACAUGGUCAGCCCCUUCUCUGACCCCUUCUUCGUGGUGGAGACCCUGUGCAUCAUCUGGUUCUCCUUCGAGUUGCUGGUGCGCUUCUUCGCCUGCCCCAGCAAAGCCACCUUCUCCAAGAACAUCAUGAACAUCAUCGACAUCGUGGCCAUCAUCCCCUACUUCAUCACGCUGGGCACGGAGCUGGCGGAGCGCCAGGGGAACGGCCAGCAGGCCAUGUCCCUGGCCAUCCUGCGGGUCAUCAGACUGGUGCGAGUCUUUCGCAUUUUCAAACUCUCGCGUCACUCCAAGGGGCUCCAGAUUCUGGGGCAGACCUUGAAGGCCAGCAUGAGGGAGCUGGGCCUGCUCAUCUUCUUCCUCUUCAUCGGCGUCAUCCUCUUCUCCAGCGCCGUCUACUUCGCCGAGGCGGACGACCCGGAUUCUGGAUUCAACAGCAUCCCGGACGCCUUCUGGUGGGCUGUGGUCACCAUGACCACCGUGGGCUACGGCGACAUGCACCCCGUGACAAUCGGCGGGAAGAUCGUGGGCUCUCUGUGCGCCAUCGCCGGCGUGCUGACCAUCGCCCUCCCGGUGCCCGUCAUCGUCUCCAACUUCAACUACUUCUACCACCGCGAGACGGACGGGGAGGAGCAGGCGCAGUACCUCCACGUGGGGAGCUGCCAGCCGCUGACGGAGGCGGAGGAGCUGAAGAAAGGCCGCUCCUCUUCCUCCCUGAGCAAGAGCGAGUACAUGGUGAUCGAGGAGCACGCCGCCUUCAAGCAGCAGAACAACUCGCAGAACUGUGUCAACAUCAACAAGAAGAUCUUCACCGACGUGUGAGGCGAGACACCUGUUGGCUUCUGGAGAAGCAGCAGGUGAAGCUGCUCCCUGAAGACGCACGGAGCUGACUGUGUUAGUCGUCGUGAGUUGAUGGUGUUAUAUUCCAACAUUUAAAUACUGUAUGUGUCCGUGCGCCUCCAAAACAGUCACCCUGCCGCCAUCUUUACCACUGGACAGUGUAAACACACGUGAUGCGGGGAAAGUCGGCACCAGACUGCUCUCACAAAGAGCCCGCUGGGAUGCAAUCUCCAUGGUGACGCUGGUUUCCCCGGUAACCGCGUUGCCAUGGCACCCUUGUUUCCACAGUUACCUCCCCGAUGGCGCGGGAGCCACAUCGGAAGGUUUAGCAUCUGAUGCUUGUUGUUCGUGCGCAGUCCGAGGAUGACCCUUCCCCAGCCUGGACCCCAGAACACUGCCGGCCCACAGGAGGGAGGAGAGGCGCCGCGGAGGAACCAUGAAUGGAGGCGCGUCGUGUCUGGAGUGGAGUUCUGCAAACGCCCAGAAGAGGCCGCUCUACACCCACGAUGGCGCUGCUGGGAUGGUCCGUGUGGAUAUGGUGGAUGGUCAUGUGACCUCCGUCUCCAUGGACGCUCUGCUCUUCCUGUUGGGCCACCCUCUUUUCUACACUGCCAACCCGGACCUAAGCGACGCCGCGUGCCUAAGAGUCUACGGAAGGCUUCAGGGAAGUCAGGAGCAACGGGUUCUGUGACGCAGCGGAGACCCAAGGACCCGCCACGGAGCACGCCAGAAGACCUUGUCCUGGUCCUUCGGUCAAGCACUGUUCCAACCUCCAGCCAGGUGGAGUGAGGGGCUUCCAGGAUCAUCUCUGUCCUUCAGCAGAGCAGCAGCCCAAGUCAGGCCUGACUCGCCCCUCCAGAGUUCACGCCCAUUUGUGAUGUCACCUGCCAACGCUACGGACUUUCACUUCCUGUUACACCUUGCUUUUGAGCUGAGGGGGCAGGGGGACCCAGAGACUUUCAUGGAUCCAAUCGGGUUUAUGUGCUGAGCGUUUGUCAGUCCGUUUCUUUGUCUUCAUUGUGUCACAGACAGCUAGUUCUAGUGACUCGCGUCAAAGAUGGGGUGACGACCACGUGACCAGGCGGACUUCAGAAUGUCGAUCUGUUAGCUUCUCCUUGCUAAUGUGGGGGACGCGCCCCACAGAUCAGGUAGCUCUUUUUAUCGCAGACAAGUCAGUAUUUACGCCGACCAGACAAAACUGCCAACCACGAGUGGAAAAACUGUGAUGUAGCCCAGACUGUUAGCCUUAUGCCUUGUUAGCUGGGUGUGCUCUGCCGUCGCUAACACCCUUCUCUCUGUGUAUUGUUGCUGCGACCCGACCCCACACUGCAGGGCAGUCGCCAGCCCGACAUGGUGGCGGGACGCUCGCGUGUCUGUAUCUGUCGUCUGUCAUUCUGUGCCGUCAAAAACAAGUACGAAACCAAGU